AUGGGUCACUCUCAGGAGCUCAGUGAAUUCAAGCAUGGUACCGUGAAAGGUUGCCACCCGUGCUAUAAGUCCAUCCGUGAAAUUUCCUUACUACUAAAUAUUCCACGGUCAACUGUUAGUGGUAUUAUAAUAAAGUGGAAGCAACUGGGAACAACAGCAACUCAGCUACGAAGUGCGCAUGUGUAGACGUUGCCAGCUGUCUGCAGAGUCAAUAGCUAAAGACCUUUAAACUUCAUCAAGGGAACUCUUAAGACGUCAGCAUACCUAGACAUUUUGACCAAUUUCAUGCUUCCAACUUUGUGGGAAGAGUUUGGGGAUGGCUC
Molecule: messenger RNA, 323 nt
Organism: Staurois parvus
Lineage: Eukaryota; Metazoa; Chordata; Amphibia; Anura; Ranidae
Source: the annotation of a GenBank genome assembly